This is a messenger RNA of Anopheles darlingi, 521 nucleotides long. RefSeq lists its product as uncharacterized. The transcript is spliced from 3 exons. The coding region runs from base 175 to 420 and encodes 81 amino acids. NCBI's taxonomy places the organism in Eukaryota, Metazoa, Arthropoda, Insecta, Diptera, Culicidae. The record is from RefSeq and is a predicted model, not a curated record.
UGUUUGCCUUCAAUCAAUCUCUUCAAACGGUAAUCUAUUAGCACAGCAGCAACGCGGGCGCAAGCGAAAGCUUGCACUAUAUAUAGAGUUUGCGUUUGCUACACUUUCAUCAUAUUAAGCGAUCCAACCUUCUUUGUCAGCAACAAGAAAAGUGUAAACGGUUUAAAAGUUAAUAUGGCCAAUAAACUUUUUCUGAUCAGUCUGUUGUGCGUUGUUCUGGUAGCUAAAAUUGCCCAGGCCGCCCCGCAAUAUGCCCCGGGAGAGGAGCCUUCAUAUGAUGAGGAUACGGAUGAUAAGCUUAUCGAAAAUGAUACUUCCAUAACUGACGAAGACUAUGCUGAAAUUGAGGCAAGUCUUUCCCAAGCAUUCGGAACUGCUGCUGAUCCUGGCAGACGACUUGGAGAAGGAAAGAAACCCUAAAUGCAGUAUGACUAUCUCCACCGCACGAAUUAAUAGUUAUGAUUGUAAUUUCAAUAGAUUCCAAAAAUAAAUAAAAAUCCAUUUGAACUAUCUAUCAUUUC